AUCAUGCCGAGGCACCGUUGUUGCUUAGCCACCUAGCAUUUGCUAGCAGCUAAUGCAGCUAAUGCCAUUUUCUCCGCCACACUAACAUAUUUAUCUGCAAAUAUCACCGUCAGCGGGCAUCGAUAGCCGCCGCGGUGGCUCCGGCACCAUGAAUGAAGCCUCUCCUCCUGUUGUGUGGAGAUGACCUGCCUCCCGACUGGGAAUGGUCAGGAUGGGGCCAGGUGUGCCCCUUCUAAAUGAGUACAAGCAGGAGUUCUUCUGGAAGCGAUUCCCUCAGACAGUUUUGGGGGGUCCGCGCUUCAAGCUGGGCUACUGUGCACCUCCAUACGUCUACGUCAACCAGGUGGUCCUGUUCCUCACGCCAUGGCUCUUCGGUGGACUCGGUACUCUCCUCUGCCAGCUGCAGCUGCUGCAGGAGCUUCAUGCCGCCUUGUUGUCGGGUCUGCUCAUGUUCGGGGCAGCAGCGGGGGUGCAGGCACUGGCGCUGUACGCUGCAAGAAUGAACGAUACUGUGGAGCGACUCAACAUUCCCAACGUCCUGGUGGAUGAAGAGGAGGUGGAGUUCACACACUGCGUUGGUCCCGAGACGGUCCGAUUCAUCGCACCUGGGAAGAGAUUUGGAUUAAACGUGGUGGUGCACACAGCUCUGGCUGGGGUGCUCUGCGGCUUCGGCACCUGGUACCUGUUCCUGAACAGGCUGACCGUUCUCUACGACAGCUUGGGUGCGGCUCUGGUGGUUUUUAUUCUGAGCUGGGUCACGCUGUGCAUCGCAGAGUAUUCUCUCAUCGUAAACACAGCGGCAGAGACGGCCACGUUCCAGGCUCAGGACACGUAUGAGAUCACGCCGCUCACCCGCCCACUCUACAUCUUUAUCUUCAUCGCUGUGGACAUCGCUGACAGGUUCUCCACCGCUGCACCUGAACUCCAGCUGGCCAGUCAGGUCCUCCAUGUGCUGUUCCUCCUCUUGCCUCUGCUGUGGGCGCUUGGCAUUCUACCGCCACUGGAUGCACUCUUGCUGUGGGCCAUGGAGCAGGUGCUGGUGUUUGGACUCGGAGGUUCUCCGAUGUCAAGUAACCUAAGGCUGGUGUUGAUGUUUGCCAUCUCUACCGGAGUCGCAGUGUCCAACUACUUCAUUCCAUCCUCACUCCUCCUUGUCAUCUUCUCCACCUCCAUGGGUUUUUUGCUCAGUCUGGACCUCAGCCAGUUCGGCUCACUCUGCAAAAGCACCUCCAGAGCACACGAGACCCGAGGGCCUCACGGGGGCUCCCCUCCACCCCCACCUCCAAACGCCUUCGGCUGGACCCUCGGCUGUAGGGAAGGGUUUUCCUACUGCAGCCUGCUGCUGGCGGCUACGACGGAGGCGGGACUGUUGCAUCACUUCCUGUGGUCCACUCAGGAUCACACCUUUAUCGCUGGACCUCAGGCACCAGUCAGCUACCUCAUCGUGGUCCUCUUCUGCCUCUGCUGGACACUCCGAGAGAUCCAGGGCGCAUAUGUUCUCGGGGGAGUGUUCCUCAAUCCCAUCUACCCUAAAGGCAUGUCCAGUGUGCAGACCUUUAAGAAGAAGAGCAGAGGAUUGUUUGUCGCUGCAGCAAUCAGGAGAGUCCUGCUUUACCUGGUGGCUCCUCUGGCCAUGGUGGCGUUCCUGUCGCUGGAUCUCUCCCUCCAGAGCGUCCACACACCUUCUCUCAGCGUGGGAGCGACACGAGCCUUCAGAGUGGUGUGGCAGAGUUCAGAAGACGCCCUCCUGCAGAUGGCUGUGGUCAUCUUGGUGCGUCUCGCUGCUGGGGACCAGACUCUAGCGGGCUGGGACGAGCUAGGCACCGGAGUUCAGCUUCUGCUGGUGGGCCUCCUGAUCGACCGAGUGACCCAGUUCCUGGCCAAGCUGAAGUUCACGCUCACUGUUCUGGUGACGUCCUGGACAGAGAAGAAGCAGCGCCGCCAGUCAGCUGGAGCUCUGCUGGCCCUGAACGCCUGCCUGUGUCCUCUGGUGCUGGCGGUGGUCACCCUGUCUGCCCUACUAUCCGCCCCUCUGCUGCCCCUCUUCACGCUCCCAAUCUUCCUGGUGGGCUUCCCAAGACCCCAGCGCAGUUGGCCUGGGCCUGUCGGGACGGCCUGCCCAUGUCCUGACUCCAUCCUCUACCAGCAGAUGAGUGCAAGUCUGGCCUCAGCUCUGAGGACAGCGUUUGCCCGAGGGUCUCUGGGUUCCCUGUCCCCGGGCACACACUUCCUGGGCCGCUUUCAGGACCGCAUGGUUUGGAUAAUGAUCCUGGAGAGGGGAUAUGGCUACUGCACCGUCAACAUCAAGGGUCUGGAGCUCCAGGAGACGUCAUGCCACACGGUGGAGGCUCGCAGGGUGGAUGAGGUUUUCGAAGCAGCGUUCGAGCGUCCGGAGCAACUGGGCUUCACUCAGGGCUUCAACCUGCACUGGGCGAACGCUCUCACUCCCUGCACGGCGCUACCCGUGUUGGUUUACUCCGAUGCCAGGAAUGUCCUUUCCGGCAUUAUUGACUCUCACGACAAUCUGAGGAAACUUCAGGAUGACUUCCUGAAGGUUCUGGUGUGGCUGCUUCUACGGUACAGCGUCCAGAAGCAGAAAGGACUGAUGUGGUUUAGUGAAGAUGGGACAACCAUCGGAGGAAGGAAGUCCCAGUCCUCCCAGCUGGCCCAGACCACCAGCAACCCUCCACCUGAGGCGGUGGUCGUGGAAUCUAAUGUGUCCUCUCUCAGGUUUAAGCAAGACAGCUCCAGCCUGACCUCCUUUGGAGACUGGUCUGAUGAGGAUGACUUGUUCGGGCCACAACCAGCCCGGCGGACUGUUGCACUGGUGAGUGCCGAGGCAGGUCACACUGGCCUUCAGAUGGGUGCCUCGCUGCCUGGUUCGGUGGAGAUCGACAGUCUCUAUGAGAACAUGGCCCUCUCAGCCCUGCAACCCCUUCAACCUUUAGGUCUGGGCCUCGGGAUGCCAGCAGUGGAUAAAGGCCAUGAUACCGCUGUGUUACACGAACGAACAGGGUCAUUGCCCCACCUCCAGUUCAGCUGUCCCCAGUCUGAGCUCUUCAACCUGCCCACAUCAUGGCGGUCAGCCCCUCUGCUGCCGUCCCGCAUGCUGCAGCUGAGGACUUUGUUCCCGGAGGAGUGGUUCAGGUUCAGCCUCGGGCAGUUUGGGCCUGUGGUGCAGAUGGGCUCCUGCGAGGACAUGACUAAAGCCCUGAAGGAGGACGAGACCCUGAGAGACCUGCACGCUCAAGUCGCCCUGUCGUGUCUCGUGUCUCUGGGCGCGGAGUCGUCGUUCACCAGCCCCAGCUACGUCUACAGACUCUACUGUGGCGACGUGCCCUGGACCGAAGGACUGGACUGGCUCAUGUCCAGUAAAGAUCUGCACCAGCUCACUCUGCGGGCGUUCAGGUUUAGCUUCAAGCUGCUGAUUGACCAGGCCAGUCUGGGACCCAUGGAGUCCCUGGAGGAGCUGUUCACAGCCCUGGAGGAAUACGAGAGGGACUGGUUCAUCGGUCAGGUGACGGAGAAGGGCUGGCGAGAUGGCAUCCUGCAAGAGAAACCCUUCCUCUUCUCGCUGGGUCAAGACCUUGCCAUGGGGACCCACACUGGGCGCGUCCUGUCCCUACAAGAGCAGCUGGUUCAGGUGGGCCGUCUGAACGGAGAGGGGGUCCGCGGCCAGUGGGCUAACUUGUCCUGGGAGCUACUGUACGCGACCAAUGACGACGAGGAGCGCUACAGCAUCCAGGCCCAUCCCUUCAUGCUGAGGAACCUCACGGUCCAGGCAGCGGAUCCUCCUCUCGGGUACCCCAUCUACUCCACCACACCCCUGCACUUCCCCUGCUUGUAAACAUCGUAUCGUUGCUCACCGGAGGUUCAGUACUCUGGAACAAUUUCAGUUUGUUCCCUCAUGUAACAUGAGUCUCUAGAACAGCGUCAAUAUUUCUGAAACUGGCCACUCUGGAGUCCAGACACAUAUUUGGUUAGCAACGGUGACUCCGUUCACAUUAUCAUCCUAGUCUCAAAAUUGACCAUCAUUUAUGGGCGGAGUCAGUCAAGUCGAGGAAGGUUUGUGGUUUUCGGACAUUUUCCCACAAAUAUUUUCAGAAAGUGACAGACAUAUGUUGAAAUAUCGCAGUGGUGCCUUUUGUAUGUCUUUUUGUAAAAGUGGAUCUUUGUUUACAACUUCAAACACCUGUCCAAAGUUUCUUGUAUAUUUUGUAUUUGUGUCUGUAAAUAUUUUAAUAAAGAGUAAAAUGCCGCAGGAAGG
This is a messenger RNA of Synchiropus splendidus (mandarinfish), 4267 nucleotides long. It is a transcript of the gene pcnx4, whose product is annotated as pecanex 4. Bases 203 to 3847 code for a protein of 1214 amino acids. Gene Ontology annotation, cellular component: membrane. The record is from RefSeq and is a predicted model, not a curated record. The transcript has 10 exons. NCBI's taxonomy places the organism in Eukaryota, Metazoa, Chordata, Actinopteri, Syngnathiformes, Callionymidae.